AUUUUAUUCCUUUCCUAUAUCGACCCUAAUUCGUAGCAUCAGGAAUUGGCCUCACUCACUCACUGACAAUAAAUUCAGAUCAUAAUUUCACCUCAACCCUUCACUCUUUCUCUCUCAAUUUCAUCGAAAACCAAAAAUGAUGAAACCAUCGAUGCUCAGAUCCGCCGUAUCCCGCUGCUCUCAGCUGUCUCGCCGUGGCUACGCCACCAAUCCUGUACCGGAGCGCAAGGUAGCCGUUCUCGGCGCCGCCGGCGGGAUCGGACAACCCCUUUCUCUUCUCAUGAAGCUCAACCCCCUCGUUUCUUCCCUCUCCCUUUACGAUAUCGCCGGCACACCUGGCGUUGCCGCCGAUGUCAGCCACAUCAACACCAGAUCUGAGGUUGUUGGGUAUCAAGGUGAAGAGCAGCUUGGAAAAGCUUUGGAGGGAGCAGAUAUUGUUAUAAUCCCUGCAGGUGUGCCCAGAAAGCCCGGAAUGACUCGUGAUGACCUUUUCAACAUUAACGCUGGCAUUGUCAAGGGACUGUGCUCUGCUAUUGCCAAGUACUGUCCCCAUGCCCUUGUUAACAUGAUAAGCAAUCCUGUGAACUCCACUGUUCCCAUUGCUGCUGAGGUUUUCAAGAAGGCAGGGACAUAUGAUGAGAGGAGAUUGUUUGGUGUUACCACCCUUGAUGUUGUAAGGGCAAAAACUUUCUAUGCUGGAAAGGCCAAAGUUCCAGUUGCCGAGGUCAAUGUACCUGUUGUCGGUGGCCAUGCAGGCAUUACCAUUCUGCCACUAUUUUCUCAAGCAACACCACAAGCCAAUCUGGAUCAUGACCUAAUUCAGGCUCUUACAAAGAGGACACAAGAUGGAGGAACAGAAGUUGUGGAAGCUAAGGCUGGCAAGGGUUCUGCAACAUUGUCAAUGGCUUAUGCUGGAGCAAUUUUCGCUGAUGCUUGCCUCAAGGGCCUUAACGGAGUCCCAGACGUUGUUGAGUGCUCAUAUGUGCAAUCCAGUGUCACUGAUCUUCCUUUCUUUGCUUCCAAGGUGAGACUUGGGAAGAAUGGUUGGGAUGAAGUUCUGGGCUUGGGUACUCUCUCAGAUUUUGAGAAUCAAGGCCUUGAAAACCUCAAGGGUGAACUCCAAUCAUCUAUUGAGAAGGGAAUCAAAUUCGCCAACCAGUAAGAUUGAACCUGUUAGAUACUUUUCUGUCAGGUUGCUGGAUAUUCCAGUAAGAACAAAUCAAAUUUUGCAUAUUCAGGACCAUUGUUGUAAUGUUGCCGGCAGUGGUGGCGGCUUUGUUGUUUUAUCUAGAGUAGGUAUACGAUCUAAUAAUUGAAUCUGAAUCUGUGAGAGCGAUUAAUGUUGCUGAACGACUUAAAACCAGUUUUAGGUUGGCCAUUCCAUUCAUAAAGGUCCUUUGCGACAUGUGCAUGGUUUUAUAUAAUUCAAUUGCAGGGUGAUGUACCUUUUUUCCUCGUUUA
Molecule: messenger RNA, 1461 nt
Organism: Lotus japonicus
Lineage: Eukaryota; Viridiplantae; Streptophyta; Magnoliopsida; Fabales; Fabaceae
Product: malate dehydrogenase, mitochondrial
Exons: 7
Coding region: 137-1162 (341 amino acids)
Biological process (GO): malate metabolic process; tricarboxylic acid cycle
Cellular component (GO): mitochondrion; cytoplasm
Molecular function (GO): L-malate dehydrogenase (NAD+) activity
Source: RefSeq, a predicted model, not a curated record